Messenger RNA from Symbiodinium sp. CCMP2592, 2046 nucleotides. The record is from the annotation of a GenBank genome assembly. Lineage: Eukaryota; Dinophyceae; Suessiales; Symbiodiniaceae.
AUGCAGCAGGCCGCUCUGAAAGUCUCCCAGGGACGCCUGCUGUUCCUCUCAUGGAAUGCUGGAGGCUUGUCCCACGCCCUGUGGCAGGAAUUCUUGCUGACACUUGAAAACAUGCCACCUGACGAACGACCCCAAAUCGUGUGUGUACAAGAAACACAUUGGACGGACAAGGUGGCGCCAACAUUCCCCACUGCUACCUGGGAUGUGUACACCUCCCCAACCACAGACAACAAAUCUGCUGGACUCCUGAUUCUUCUCAAUAAGAAUACUACCCGCAACUGCAGAAUUGUUUACGCCGACCCUCAACCGGGCAGGGUGCAACACUUGAGGAUACUCCACGACAAAUGGGCAGUUGACCUGCUGCACAUCUAUCAAAAGCCGCACAACUCUCAUCCGCUCGCACUGCAAUCCUCGAAAACCAUACGUUUAGCUGUCUGGGAGUGCAUUGGCAAGAUCCUGGCAGCUCUGCCUGCCCGAAACACAGUGAUCAUGCUUGGAGAUUUUAAUACUCAGAUCAAGCCGUGUGCUGCAGCCGGCACCAGGAUCUGUUCAGGCACCAGCACGAGCACACAUCCGCCUGACCAGGCAAGGUUGCAGCACCUUGUUGAGGACUUCUCCCUCUUACACCUCAACUCAUGGUGCAAAGCGGCUGGCCCUACAUACCAUCACAACAAAGGUGCUAGCCUUAUUGAUCAUAUCAUCAUGCGUUCCAGCCAAGCGGAUGAUCGUGCUAGGCAGGCGAGACCGCUCCGCCUGGGACUGGCUGCCUGGAGACUUGGUGGAUAUCACCUGCCACUGAAGGCCAGCAUCCCGCUUCAGCGUUUCCACACUCUUAACAAACCGGUGGCACCACAACGGGCAUGGGACCAUUGGGGCCUGAUUCAGGUUUGCCGCUCUACCUGGGAUCCGAGAGUUCAAAGUCUACGCUCUGCUGUCCAGGCGUCCCUACCAGGGGUUCAUGAUCUUGGGCAAUUGCAUGAAACUCUGAUCCACUGUGCCUCCCAAUUCUUCCCGCCACCCGCAGGACAGCAUCGGCUGGCACUAUGGCAAACACCGCCUAUGCAGGAUGGUAUUCGCUCCAUGUGGCAGGCCUACCGAGUCUGGAAGACAGCCAAAGCUCAAGCUCAGCAUAAUCCGCUCUAUGUUUCCAGGUGCUACCAUCACUUCAAGACGGCACACAAGGCCUUUCGUCGUGCCGGGAAAGAAGCCAAAAAGCACUGGUUCCAUGGCAGGCUACAGGAACUCCAGACUGCUGCCAGUUCAGGCGACUCUCGCAAGCUAUAUGCUGGCAUUCGUACCUUAGCUCCCAAAUCCUCCAAGCCGAAGGUUCAACUGCGAGAUUCUGGCGGACACCUGCAGGAUCCCAAGACCCAGCUAAAACAGCUGGAAACGCACUAUCGCAAAUUGUAUGCUGCGGACGAGGAUGGCAGCAUACAGGGCCCCCAGCGACAGCCCAUUCACAUUGAAGUCACGGAGGCCGAAAUGACCCUGGCUGACCUCGGACCUUGUUGCGCCUCUCUUGUGCCAAUGGUGCCGGCAAUGGCCUCAAAUACCAGAGCUUUGGAGAAGCGCAUGGUUGCGAAAUUGCGCCCCUACGCCGAGAGAUUCCUUGCAGACCAGGCACAAUUUGCAUAUCUGCCGGGUGCACAACUAUCGCUGGACCUGUCCAGUGCUUUUGACCUCAUGGACUGGCGCCUGCUGGACAAGGCUUUACUAGCGUCCGAUGUUCCGGCUGAGCUCAGACACCAAAUCAUGUCCUGGCACUCUGAAAUCUCCUAUGUCCUUACUCACCUUGGGCACACUGCCAAGGUGGAGGCCCAAAGAGGACUUAGACAAGGGUGUAAACUGGCUCCGUUGCUCUGGACACUCGCCCUAGCACAGAUAUAUCGUGAGAUCCUUGCUGAGGGGGACCCGCUUCUCACAGCACCUUGGCUAGAGCAAUGCUCCACGAUUUAUGCUGAUGAUAUACACCUCAAGGAUACUGUGCAGAACACUCGUGAGCUGGACGACAUGGUGUAUCGCUUUAGUAAGAUCCUCGAUGCCCUU